This is a messenger RNA of Kogia breviceps (pygmy sperm whale), 1518 nucleotides long. RefSeq names its product PBX homeobox 4 (gene PBX4). Gene Ontology annotation, biological process: animal organ morphogenesis; brain development; regulation of transcription by RNA polymerase II. The record is from RefSeq and is a predicted model, not a curated record. Gene Ontology annotation, cellular component: nucleus. Gene Ontology annotation, molecular function: RNA polymerase II cis-regulatory region sequence-specific DNA binding; DNA-binding transcription factor activity. NCBI's taxonomy places the organism in Eukaryota, Metazoa, Chordata, Mammalia, Artiodactyla, Physeteridae.
CCGGCCCCCAUCGGGCUCCGACACGGACGACAUCCUGCAGAUCAUGGCCAUCACCGACCAGAGCCUGGACGAGGCGCAGGCCAGAAAGCAUGCUCUGAAUCGUCAUCAGAUGAAGCCUGCUCUCUUCAGUGUGCUCUGCGAGAUCAAGGAAAAGACAGGGUUGAACAUUUGUGGCAUUCUGGAAGAGGGUCCCCCCGACGCUCAGCUCCUAAAGCUGGAUGACAUGCUGCUGGCCGAGGGCGUGUGCAGGCCGGAGAAGCAACGAAGAGGAGCACAGGUGGCAGCCGACACAGCAACACCAGGUGGCUGUCCAAAUGACAAUGGCCUUGAGCACUCUGGCUACAGGGCCAAGCGGUCCCAGAUCCGACAGAUUUACCACUCUGAGCUAGAGAAAUAUGAACAGGCCUGCCGUGAGUUCAGCACGCAUGUCGCCAGCCUCCUCCGGGAGCAGAGCAGGAUAAGGCCUGUCUCGCCCAAGGAGAUCGAGCACGUGGCGGGCGUCCUCCACGGCAAGUUCAACAGCGUCCAGAUGCAGCUGAAGCAGAGCACCCGCGAGGCCGUGAUGGCCCUGCGCUCGAGGUUCCUCGAUGCCAGGCGUAGGCGGCAGAAUUUCAGCAAGCAAGCCACGGAAGUGCUGAAUGAAUAUUUUUAUUCCCAUUUGAGCAACCCUUACCCCAGUGAAGAAGGCAAAGCAGAGCCGGCCAGGAAGGGUGGCGUCACGGUGUCCCAGGUCUCCAACUGGUUCGGCAACAAAAGAAUCCGGUAUAAAAAGAGCAUGGGGAAGUUUCAAGAAGAGGCCACCGUUUACACAGGUAAGGUGGCAGAGGACACCACCGACGUCAGGGGCCCGGGAGCCAGGGUGGGAGCAUUGGUCCUGACCCCUCCCGCCCCUCCCGGUUCCUCUGGUCCCUUUCCGAUGACCAGCACCAGCGACACACGUAUCACCCUGCAGACGCUGGCCUCCCUCCCGCCCGCCCCUGGGGAAGGCAGCCUUCUGGGCCGGGCCAGGGGCGGCUGGCAGGUGAGGCGAAUGUCGACCGCUUCACCUGUUGGAGACCCCGGCAGUGUCACCUCAGACGCAUCUAGUUAAGCGUUGGGCUGAGCAGAAAAGAGGACGGUGUGACCUGUCUUGGUUCCCUGGAAUUCACGUUUCCUCAGAAAACCCAGAACUGACAGCAGACAGCGCUCCCUGAGCCGACGGCAGGCGACACCGGUACCCUCUUUUGCUUGUCAUCCGGGGUUUGAGAUGGGCGGAGACACUGCUCGUUCUGCCAGCUCGGUUUGGGUUUUUUUUAUAGUAAUUUUAUGGUUAAGGCUGAAUUGUUUCUCCAGGACUUGGCACAAAUUCUCCCAGUACAAUUUUGGACUGAUUUUAAUUUCGAUGUCGUUCACUCCCAGAUUUGUUCCUGCCGAUGGCUUGACCACGCAGGUGCAGGGCUGCAGCUGCGCAGUUGGGCGGGUUGUGACUGUUUGCUCGUUUGUCCGUCCGUGCGCCAACUCGCCCAGACACUGCCUUCC